Molecule: messenger RNA, 513 nt
Organism: Macrobrachium nipponense
Lineage: Eukaryota; Metazoa; Arthropoda; Malacostraca; Decapoda; Palaemonidae
Product: RNA-binding protein Raly-like
Exons: 1
Coding region: 1-513 (170 amino acids)
Source: RefSeq, a predicted model, not a curated record
AUGUGUCUGCCCAAGUUCGACGGACGGGUCCUGUCCAAAAGGAACCAGCUGGUGAGGGCGAAGAGUGAGGAGCAGAACACUGUGAAAAGAAACCCGCUUGUGAGGGCUGUCAGUGAAGACCACACCAGACACUUCUUGGUGAGGUCCUGGAACCGGGAGCAGAGUAGUACUACUACUCUGGUCAAAAACGUCCUGGUGAGGACCUGCAGUGACGAGAGGGGCGUCGUGAAGAAAAAUGCCCUUGUCAGGGCGAACAGCGAAGGACGGACUGAUAAGAUCAAUAACAUACUCAAUGAAAGUAGAAAUUCCUUUGUCCUGGGAGGGUUGGGAGGUUUGGUAGGAGGAGGAAGAGGAGGAGGAGGAGGAGGGGGAGGUGGUAGUAGUGCUGGUAUGGGUGGUGGAGUAGGGUCUGGAGGAGCGGGAUUGGAAGAGGAAGGAGAGGCAAACAGAGUUGAAACGACAGAGGAAGAGACCAGUGAAUCUAGCCUUGACCGAGUGCGCUAUGAGCUGUAG